AUAGAAUCGAUUGGUCAGAGAGCGUCACCGCGGCGGCGUCGGCGUAGACGUGCACGCCAACCCCUUACGUCGUCACCCCGCCGCUGCGUCAUCACGUCGCCGUACUCCGAUAGUGCCGGACCUGCGCUAUGGCGGAGGAAGGGGCGACGCUCCCCGAGCUGCGGGGUCUGGACGGGCGUCUCGAGAGCCUGUCCGUGAAGUAUUCCCGCCAUGCGCCGCAGAUCGACAGCCGCGCGUUCUGCGCGGACUUCUGCAAGAUGGUGGAGGGGUUCUGUGGGGUCCAUGGCGGCCCUGCCCCCCAGCUCCGCGUCCUGGAGGUGGCGCUGUGCUACUUCUUCAGAGCCUCGUCCUUCCUGCCGCCGCACUGCGACCACGUGCAGCACGCCCUCAGCUCGCUGGCCCUGAGUGUGUUUGAGCUGCUGCUGUUCUUGGACCAGAAGGAGUUCAUCCAGGAGGCCCUCCCCCCCCUCACCCUCACCCUCCAGGAGUGCCACCUGGCCCUGGCCCGCCACCCUAACGUCUACCUGCUGCGGCUGAAGGCUCUGCUCCAGGACGGGGGGCCCUGGGGGAACGGGGUCCUCCAGGCCGUGCUGCGCGAGGCCGAGGUCCCUCAGAGCCAAGUGGACCUCUUCCUGGGCUCGGAGCCGCCCCUCUUCCUGGAGCUGAGGGUUCGCUACCUGCUGGCGGCGGGGCGGGGCCAGGAGGCCGCCGCCCUCGCCCACCGCUGUGCCGCCGCCCGCACGCCGUCACGGCAACGGGCCUUCUUCCUGCAGGUGCACCUCGCCGCCCUCUGCACCACGGAGCGGACGGAGCAGCUGCACAAAGAGGUGUGCGCGCUGGGCGAGGGGGAGGUGGUGCAGGUGGUGUUUGGGAUGGAGCAGCGGGAGGAGGAGGCGGUGCUGCUCCGCCUCUGCAGGGCGGGGCUCCGGAGUCAGCUGGUCAGUGGAGGACACGCCCCCUGUCUACGCCAGCUGGUGUGCGUGUGGGGUGCGCUCCAUCGCAGGCUGCAGACCUCAGGACCGGAGCUGCUGGAGGAGAGCCGACAGCUCCUCCAGGAGGCCACCGACGCCACCGCCAUCUUCCCCUUCAUCAGGGUGCUCCUGGAGGAGCUGGGCGAUGGCGGCCUGCCGUUCUGCGUGGAGCUGUGCUCCCGGGCGCUGGGCUCCGGUCUGCUGCCGGACGGCGCCGCCCGGUCCCUGAUCCACAAGGCGGUGGCGGGCCUGCUGCCCCGGGACCUGGAGGUGUGCCGGGCCUGUGCGCUGCUGGUCUUCUUCCAGGACCGCAGCCUGGGCGCCUACCGCACGGCGGUCCGGCUCUACUCGCUGCCUGACCAGGAGUACCACGCCGAGGCCACACCUGUCGGGAACCACCUGCGCUUUGACCUCCUGCAGGCCCUGAAGAAGGACCUGGUCUUCGACCCGGAGUUCUGGAACGUGGCGGCCAUCCGGUCCCACUGCCAGAAGCUCCUCAGCGGGGAGGAGCAGCGGGCUGCCAGGGAGGAGGGGCCGGAGGAGGUGCGCUGCACCAGAGAGGUCCGCCCCGCCGCCCCCCCGCCCCCCACGGCCACCGCCCCCCAACGGCCGGACAGCAGGAAACGCCCGGAGAACGGCACGGCGUCCAAACGGACGAGGCUCUGCCGUGGUCCCGCUCCGCCGCCCGGCCACGCCUCGCUGAGAAACAAAACCAAACACGCCCCGAGGACGGCCGCGCCCCCGAGGACGGCCGCGCCCCCGAGGACGGCCCCGCCCCCGAGGACGGCCCCGCCCCCGAGGGAGUCGGGGGAGUUCCUCCGGCGCUCCUGCUGGCAGCCGGGCAGAACCAACGACGGGUUCCCCUCGGGCCGCGGGGAGCCGCGCCGCAUCACGCGCUUCUCGGAGAAGAACUGCCCCAAGCGCCGGAUCCGCACGCCCCGCUGGCUCCUGGAGGACUCGGGAACGCUGGAGAUGGACGCCCGCCGCGAGGGGAAGAAGCUCCGGAGGAAACGGCGUCAGCAGGAGCAGGAGGAGGAGCAGCAGGCGCAGGCCCGGGCGCUGGUCAAAAGGAGCGCCUCCGCUCCGCCCAGGACCGACGCCAAGGACAAACAAAGCCUGACCCGGCACCUGAAGGGCCUCUCGCUGGACUACCUGCGGCCCGCCUCGCCCGCCCGCGUCGUCCUGGAGCUCUCUCUGCCCGACAACGAGCUGACGGACAUCUUCACCGAGGAGAGCCGGAGGAACGGCCUGCCCCCGGCGCUGCCGUACCCGCCGUCGCCCUGGCCGCCCGGGCCCCAGCCGGCGGACCGCCCCCCCCGCCUGAAGCAUGUCGUCAUCCGGGCGUCGGACCAGGUCUCGCUGGCGCGGCAACUCCACUGCUACUCGCGCCGCAACAAGCACCUGGCGGCGGCGGCGACCGGCGAGGUCCAGAGCGCGCCCUCGGUGGUCACGCGCUCCUCCUCCCAGGCUCCUCCCACCAAGGGCAGGCCCCGCGUGCCCCGCAGCAAGCCCCUGGUGGAGAUGAAGGUGACCAUCGCCUCCCACGCGCCGGUCAGGACCAGAGCCGGCCAGUCCCAGCUGGGGGGCCGGGCCCACGCUCAGGCCCUUAGUGCGGGCUCGCGGCCGGCGGAUAACAAAGCCAGCCCCGUCGGGCAGCGCCCCCUGGCACCUGGGUGUACGGCUGUAAAGACGGCCCGGAGCCCCAGCCCCGAUGCCGACACAAAGCCCUCAUUAGAUAACGGAGCCCGUGAGGUCGGCCCUUCGAAUGCUCGCAAAGACUUGGCCGCCUUGCAACCCGGAGACGUGUCGGAACCCGCCCGGACCGACGCUGCGGCUGACGGUCCCUCGGCCGAGGCCCGACACGACGGCGGCCGACACGGAGGAGACGCGGCCGCAUGCGGGGCCUCGGACCCCCUCGGCCGCCGCGGCGAGGAGGACCUGCAUGGGCUGCGGUUGCUGUCGGAGACGGUGAGCGCGCUGGCGCCUCAGUCCGUCCCCGAGGCCUCGGGGGAGGCCGUGGAGGAGCGGAGCCUCCCCGCGCAGCGGAGCCCUUCGCUGGGCAGCGGCCCGGACUCGCCCCCGGACCGGUCCGCGUGUUCGCCCAGCGCGCCGGGCUCCGGGGAGGAGCGGGCCCGGGAGGCGGGGUCCGGUGAGCCGCGCCUGGAGCACCGCUGCAGCCUCUGCGAUAAGGUGUUCAGGGGCAAGCGCGUGGCGGUGCACGCCAUGUUCCACUACCGCAGACACCAGUGCAUGUUCUGCCGCACGCCGCUGAAGCACGGCCACCUGGCCAUGCUGCACGUGUCGGAGCACAUCGACGCGCUGAAGAGACGGGAGGCCGAGCGCGAGGAGCGAGGCGGCGGCCGUCGGGAGGGGAGCGAGGCGCUCCGGAGCACAGGCCCGCCGCAAGCAGCAGGCGGCCAGAGGCGACCCAGGACACCCCUAACCCCCGCUGCCUCGGCCGCGUGUUCCCCCUCCGGAUCCAGGCGGUUACGCUCCGACGGCAGCGUCUCGAAGGGAAGUCCGGCCCCCUCGCCCGGUGCCAAGGUCAACGGACACCUGAAGGGCCCCGCCCCCCACCAGCAGCGCCCCCCCCUGCCGGUCCUAGAGGAUAAACCUGCGACAACAGACCCCCCGCCCAGCGAGCCCCCCCGGCCGUCCACACAAACCGCUGGACGUCUGGAAGCGGGGUCUGCGGUCGCCGCGGAGACCUGCUGCCCGGUAGCGGGCUGCCCCUGGCGCGCCGCCCUAUCCCGGAGCUCGGUGGCGCUGCUGUACCACGCGCUGGAGGCCCACCCCCGCGACCACGCCCCCCUGCGGCUGGCCUUCAGCGCGUUCGACGGGCAGUGCAGCGUGUGCCUGCGUGUGCUCUGGAGCUUCCAGCACUACCGGCACCACGUAGAGCGCCACCGCCUCGCCCCGCGCCACCCCUGCCUCCACCGGGGCUGCGGGGCGCGCUUCCGGACGGGCAUGGAGAUGAGGCGCCACUCCCGGAGGCACCGCCCCCUGCAGGCCGGCUGCUGCGUGCCCGGCUGCUCGCGCCUCUUCAUCUGCCUCUGGGCGCUGAACCUCCACGAGCGGGAGCACUACACCGCCGGCGGCGACGCCGAGCCGGCCGAGGCUCGCGGGGCGGCAGACCCCGGGGCCAGGAGGACGGGGGCCAGGCCGGACCCCGCUCAGGCUACCCCCGCGCGGGCCAAGAGUCGCCUGAAGGUCAGCGAGCGGGCCGCGGAGGCGGAGCCUCACUCGGAGGUCAGAGCGGGGGGUUCGGGGACGAGGAGGUCUCCAGGUUCCAGGCGGGUUCAGGGUCCCGCCCAUUGCGCAGCCGGACCCCGCAGUGCGGCCUCACACAAGCAGAGGAGAACGCCUUCGAGACAAAGAGCUGAGCCCAUUCAGCCAGCCCCGGUCGCCAGCGGCAACAGGAUGAGACGGGGUCUCAGCGGCAGGCCGGUCAAACUCGACACCGAUGGCCACAAAACGAAAAAUCCUCCCGCGCCGUUGACGGAGGCGAGUACGACAUCAGCUGUUCAGAAACCAGCUCGCAAACGGGAAGCUGGACUCAUUUUGGCGGAAGAACGGCAGUCCUAUCACAAAUCAAGGUUGACCUCAACGUUCCACGAAGAGUCGCCUCCUUUGACCUCUAAAGAACAGGAAAAGUCGGCUCCUUUAGACCAGGAACAGUUGGCUCCUUUAGACCAGGAACAGUCGGCUCCUUUAGACCAGAAACAGUUGGCUCCUUUAGACCAGGAACAGUUGGCUCCUUUAGACCAGGAACAGUCGGCUCCUUUAGACCAGGAACAGUCGGCUCCUUUAGACCAGGAACAGUUGGCUCCUUUAGACCAGGAACAGUUGGCUCCUUUAGACCAGGAACAGUUGACUCUUUUAGACCAGGAACAGUCUUCAACUUUUGACCAGAAAGAGUCGGCUCCUUUAGACCAGGAACAGUCAGCAACUUUAGACCAGAAACAGUUGGCUCCUUUAGACCAGAAACAGUUGGCUCCUUUAGACCAGGAACAGUUGGCUCCUUUAGACCAGGAACAGUUGACUCUUUUAGACCAGGAACAGUCUUCAACUUUUGACCAGAAAGAGUCGGCUCCUUUAGACCAGGAACAGUCGGCAACUUUAGACCAGGAACAGUCUGCACCUUUAGACCAGGAACAGUCUGCACCUUUAGACCAGGAACAGUCUGCACCUAUAGACCAGGAACAGUCGGCUCCUUUAGACCAGGAACAGUCUGCACCUUUAGACCAGGAACAGUCUGCACCUUUAGACCAGGAACAGUCGGCUACUUUAGACCAGGAACAGUCGGCACCUCUAUACCAGGAACAGUCUGUUCUUUUAGACCAGGAAGAGUCGGCUCAUUUAGACCAGGAACACUUGGCUCCUUUAGACCAGGAACAGUCUGCACCUUUAGACCAGGAACAGUUGGCUCCUUUAGACCAGGAACAGUCUGCACCUUUAGACCAGGAACAGUCUGCUCCUUUAGACCAGGAACAGUCUGCAACUUUAGACCAGGAACAGUCGGCAACUUUAGACCAGGAACAGUCUGCAACUUUAGACCAGGAACAGUCGGCUCCUUUAGACCAGGAACAGUCUGUUCUUUUAGACCAGGAACAGUCUGUUCUUUUAGACCAGGAACAGUGUGUUCUUUUAGACCAGGAACAGUGUGUUCUUUUAGACCAGGAACAGUCGGCAACUUUAGACCAGGAACAGUCGGCACCUCUAUACCAGGAACAGUCGGCUCCUUUAGACCAGAAAGAGUCGGCUCAUUUAGACCAGAAAGAGUCGGCUCAUUUAGACCAGGAAGAGUCGGCUCCUUUAGACCAGGAAGAGUCGGCUCCUUUAGACCAGGAAGCGUCGGCUCCUUUAGACCAGGAAGCGUCGGCUCCUUUAGACCAGGAAGCGUCGGCUCCUUUAGACCAGGAAGCGUCGGCUCCUUUAGACCAGAAAGCGUCUGCACCUUUAGACCAGGAAGAGUCGGCUUCUUUGGCCUCUAAAAAGCAAGAACAGUCGUCUUCUUUGACCUCUACAGAACAAGAACAGUCGUCUUCUUUGACCUAUACAGAACAAGAACAGUCGGCUUCUUUGACCUCUACAGAACAAGAACAGUCGGCUUCUUUGACCUCUACAGAACAAGAACAGUCGGCUCCUUUAGACCAAGAACAGUCGGCUCUUUUGGACCAAGAACAAGAACAGUCUGCUCCUUUGGCCUCUGUGGACCAGGAAGAGUUGGCUCCUUUAGACCAGGAACAGUUGGCUCCUUUAGACCAGGAACAGUCGGCUCCUUUAGACCAGGAACAGUUGGCUCCUUUAGACCAGGAACAGUCGGCUCCUUUAGACCAGGAACAGUCGGCUCCUUUAGACCAGGAACAGUCGGCUCCUUUAGACCAGGAACAGUCGGCUCCUUUAGACCAGGAACAGUCUGCCUCUCCAGACCAGGAACAGUCAGGGCCUUUAGACCAGGAACAGUCGGCACCUUUAGACCAGGAACAGUCGGCUCCUUUGGCCUCUCCAGACCAGGAACAGCUGAAAAUACAUCAAGCGUCCAAAAAACACAAACCUAUUUCAGCUGCUCCAAAGAAUUCCGAUGUUGAUUUGGUAAAGAAGGGAAGGGUUGCCCAUUUAAACAGCGGUCCAAAGUCCAAAGCAGCCUCUACCGGCAACGCACCUAAAUCAAAGUGCGGAACUCAGACCAAAAUGAAAGAUCUCAAAGUCGGCAAGGUAACAAAAACUGCCUCGGUCACCAAGGCAAUAAAAACUGCCUCGGUCACCAAGGCAACAAAAACUGCCUCAGUCACCAAGACAACAGAAACUGCCUCGGUCACCAAGGCAACGAAAGCUUCCUCCGUCACCAAGGCAAAGAGAGCUCCCUCCGUCGCCAAGGUCACAAAAUCAACCGCGGUCGCCAAGGCACCGAAAGCUCCCUCCGUCGCCAAGGCAACAAAAGCUCACUCCGUCGCCAAGGCAACAGAGGUUACAGCGGUUGCCAAGGCAACGGAGGUUACAGCCGUCACCCAGACGUGUGAUACUCCACAGGAGGCCCCCGCCACCGAGCCCUCCCCCGCUGGCCCCCAUCAGCGGGGCGCGGGCGACGGUGUCGGCUACACGGUGCUGAUCAACGGAGCGGCCGCCGUGAAGCGGAGGGCCGCGGACGAGGCCACGCCCCCCUCCUACCGCAAGAACUACUUCCGCGCCCCGCCCACCACCUACCUGGACGAGCGCUUCACCAACAUGCCCAAGCGCCGCAAGCACAUGUCCAUGUUCCGCUCGGCGGCCCCCAGGAGCCCGGAGCCCCAGGCCGCCGCCACGCGCUGCCCCAGCUGCUUCAGCUCCUUCCUGCGGCAGGACGAGCUGCAGGCGCACCUCCGGGACCACCGCUGCUCCGGCAUGUUCGGCUUCGACUCCGACGAAGACGACAGCUGAGCGUCCCGGGAGUCACCUGGAGGCCGGGACACCUGGACCACGGCGAGACCGGGGCCGGCACACACCUGGGGGCUGGAGGGCGGGACACCAGGACCACGGCGAGACCGGGGCCGGCACACACCUGGGGGCUGGAGGGCGGGACACCAGGACCACGGCGAGACCGGGGCCGGCACACACCUGGGGGCUGGA
Molecule: messenger RNA, 7580 nt
Organism: Gadus chalcogrammus (walleye pollock)
Lineage: Eukaryota; Metazoa; Chordata; Actinopteri; Gadiformes; Gadidae
Exons: 10
Coding region: 129-7391 (2420 amino acids)
Biological process (GO): regulation of transcription by RNA polymerase II
Cellular component (GO): nucleus
Molecular function (GO): DNA binding; DNA-binding transcription factor activity, RNA polymerase II-specific
Source: RefSeq, a predicted model, not a curated record